AGACAGGAUGGACUCCAGUGUGAGAAUGGCUGUGACUUUGGAAGAAGCUCCGUGGCUAGGCUGGAUGUGGGUGAAAGCCCUGAUGAGAUUUGCUUUCAUGGUCGUCAACAACCUGGUGGCUAUUCCAUCCUACAUCUGCUAUGUGAUUAUACUGCAGCCCCUUCGAGUGCUGGACAGCAAGCGGUUCUGGCAUAUAGAAGGAAUCAUGUAUAAAUGGCUUUUAGGAAUGGUGGCCUCCUGGGGAUGGUAUGCUGGAUAUACAGUGAUGGAAUGGGGAGAAGAUAUUAAAGCAAUUGCAAAAGAUGAAGCAGUGAUGUUGGUAAACCAUCAGGCAACAGGAGAUGUAUGCACACUGAUGAUGUGCCUACAGGACAAGGGACUGGUUGUUGCUCAAAUGAUGUGGCUGAUGGAUCAUAUUUUUAAGUAUACAAACUUUGGAAUUGUUUCUCUAAUUCAUGGAGACUUCUUUAUAAGACAAGGAAAAUCUCAUCGUGACCAGCAACUGCUUCUUCUCAAGAAGCACCUAGAACAUAACUACAGGAACAGAAAUCGAAAAUGGAUUGUUUUGUUUCCCGAAGGGGGCUUCCUCAGGAAGAGGCGAGAAACGAGUCAGGCAUUUGCAAAGAAAAACAACUUGCCAUUUCUUACACACGUCACUUUGCCAAGGUUUGGGGCCACACAAAUUAUUCUGAAUGCACUGGUAGCACGACAGGAGAAUGGAAGUCCAGCAGGAGGAGAUGCGAAACAAUUAGAGAGCAAAUCAAAAGGCCUCCAGUGGAUAAUAGAUACAACCAUAGCUUAUCCCAAAGCUGAGCCUAUCGAUAUUCAAACCUGGAUCCUUGGGUACAGGAAACCAACAGUCACACAUGUACAUUACAGGAUCUUUCCAAUUAAAGAUGUACCUCUGGAGACAGAUGAUCUUGCCAAUUGGCUCUAUCAACGGUUUAUUGAAAAAGAGGACCUCUUAUCACAUUUUUAUGAAACAGGAGCCUUUCCACCUCUCAAGGGCCAUAAAGAAGCUGUUUCCAAGGAGAUGACCCUCAGCAACAUGUGGAUAUUUCUCAUACAGUCUUUUGCGUUUUUGUCAGGCUACAUGUGGUACAACAUCAUUCAGUAUUUUUACCAUUGCCUAUUUUAGAGAUUGACUUGGACUUGUCAAGGUCACCAUAGGAGUUCAGACUUUCAUAAGUGUGCAUUAUUUUACAUGUGCAAAUCAAAAUACUAUCAAAAAAGCAAAGGAAAUUCAAUGGAUGGAUUAAUGUUUAUCCCCCUUUGGGAUAUUUUAAAACUCCACUAAAAUGAAGAUCAGUAAUAUAAUGACCUGCUAAUAAUAUAUUUUAAGAACUUGCCAUGUUUUAAAGAGAUACACUCUACAAUAUAUUUAAGGAAACAUCCUAUUUGGAGAAGAAGAAAUCAUAAAAUCAUCCUAGAAGACAUCGAAAGAAACUGUUGCCACCAGAUACACUUGGUCAUGUAGUGCAGGCUCAGAAGUGGGCUCACCCCUCUUAGCUAGUAAUCUCCAUCAGAGCAGUGCUCCACAGCGCCCUCAUUUCACUACCCACACUGUGGUUCUAGUAGUCUGAGAAGAACAACUGGGCACCUCCUGAAGACUGGUGUCCUGGCCAUUUGUGGUAGCAGACUCCAGUCCUCGACACGGGACAGAAACCCAGUGUUGGCCUUCUUGAGGACGGGGCGGUGUCCACUGAACACCUGUGUUCCUUCAGAGGCCAGCUCAGUCCAGCACCAUGUUUACAUGCACUAGUGCUCUCCCUUCUGCUGUGGCUAUAUCACUGAAUUUCUCUUUCUGUUCAGAAGGCAUAUCACAGACUGAUAGUUGUAUUUUACAAAAUGCGUUUUUAUCAGAUGUAGACAUAGCAAAAGAGUCACGAAGCCCACAAACAAAGGGAAGCCUCGUCAUCAGUGAGCUGCUCCCAGGAGGCUCUCCUGUCCUCAUCUGUGCCCCAGAUGCGCUCCCGCACCACACUGUGUUGGUCACCUUCCUGACCCCAUGCCCUUUGUAGCGGGAAACUUUUUCACAUCUUGACAUACAUAGUAGCAGUAAAUGUAGUUGGGGAUAAUUGAAACAAAACCUUCAAAUGAUCAGCUUAAAGGAAAAUAGACUAGUUUAUUAGGAAUAUAAGAGCCUGAGCCAGACAUCCAUUAGCUUAGAGUGGUGACAAGGUCUUGUGAGCACCCCAGAACUGGUGCAGAGAGCAAUGUGUUUUGUUAUUACAACAAGCAGCUGGCCGCUCGGGGCGGUGUAACCAAGGGGAGACCGGCACAAAAGUCUUCUCAGUCUUUUCCAGUUGUACAAUCUGUACAAGAGGGUAAAGCCAAGGUUCUAUUAUUUCUAGAAAACUUUUUUUAAAAUUUGUCAUUGUGUUCAUGUGAUUUACCUCAUAGGAGAACCAAACUUCACUAAAAGUUCAGGCCCUACAUCAGUGUUUAGGUAGAGGAUUUUGUUUUUGUUUUUGGCUUAGGAUUGUAAAACUGUUAAGAUCGAAGAAUAAGUCAGUGGUAGUUUUCUGUGAUGUAAGCACUAUAGAUCCCCGUUACCAACUAAUCACAUAAAUAACAAUUCUGAGAAGUAGACUGUUGAACAAAAAUAAAAGCUAAUGUUCUCUGUUCUAAAUAAACCAAAAGAAAAAUCUGAAAAAAAUGUGAAUUUUCCCCCAGUUAUGUGGGAAAGCUAAAGCAACACCAAAUAAACUCUUCCAGCGGCUUCAUCUUUUAAGAUAACUCAGAGAAUACAUGAGAGAGAAUGAUUCAUUAACUGAAAAUACCUCAUUUAAUAUUAUACCACUACUGUCAAAAUGCAGAAUGUUUGGUUUGGGAACAGUUGUUAUUAAUUCAGUUUUGGGAAGUCAGCACAUCAUUAUGUAUUCUACAAUGAAUGAAUUUGUGAAAAGUCUCAUUUAGAGGUAUCAGUGAUGAUAGAAAGCCAAAGAGAAGCUGUACAAUGGGUUGUUUUUUUUUGAGACCAAACACUACUCAGUAUGAAUUGAAGUUGAUCAUUUGAGGCAUUAGCCAUCUGGGGGAGAAGUUACUCACUGUCAAGUAUAGCAUGUACAGUUCUAGCUAAUAGACUAUUUCCUCAUUGCAAAGGAGACGACAGGGUAGAGUGGUCAGUUGUCUAAUCCAAAAAAUAGUGCGUAUGUGCAUAAACAAAUGUGGCAUUGGGCCACCUUUGCCACUGCUGUGCUCCAAAGGAACAUGAUAUUGUUAAAUAUACUGUAUGCGUUAGACACACUCUCCUGUUAAGAUGCUUUACAUUUCAAAUGCAGUGUCAUUUUCACAGUCUCUAAAAUGAUCGAUAGAUUUGUGAGUUACCUUUUGAAAAUAGAUCCAUGAUUUGUAAAUAGAUGUGCAUUUGACUGUCCUGCCCCUCUUCAAUUCUUUCUGAAAAUAUUUGCAAAAUAUGUUUGAAAGCAUUGAUAGUGCUUUCCUUCUUAGUAACUGGAAUUCACCUGCUUGCACUAAGACAUGUAAAGAAAGAAUCAUGUUCAUUUAUGGCAAUCAGGGGCAGCAGCAAUAUGCCACUACACAGAAUUGAAUAAAAAUACCUAUCUGCGCUUUCUUUGUAAAGUGAAAUGAAAGGAGCUUAUGCUUUUGUUCUAAGUGUGUUGGGGGGAUGCCUAUGUCAGUUUUAUACCAGUGACUUAUUAGAAAUCUCAGCAUUGCAGGCUCAGUUGGACUUCCUAGAUUCCCACUACAGACAGGUCGAGAACUCCCUACCAGAAUCUAGUAUCAGCCAGUCAUAAUAGAGCAUCUGCUCAGCCACAGUAAGGUCCAGUGACUCCAAAAGUGACCAAGCCAGUAGCUCACUCUUAGCUUCAAAAUGAUUGGUGUUGAAAUAUAUGAUAGAGAAACGUAUACACAAUGAAGCUAAAGAAAAGUCAAGGUAGAAAAUGUUUGGGGUGGGCAAAAUUGCUGAGAAUAUACGAUAGCUGUGAAUUCAGAUCUGUCAUGUUAUUCAAUCUCUUAUGAUGUUACAACUAAUUCUUAAUUUUCCACAGUAAAGGAAUUAAGGAUUACUGCAUACUUAUUACUGGUUAGUUAAUCCAGUAGUAGUAAGUCAUAGGAAAGCCAAAAAAAAUUCUGUGUAGAAGUGUGAAUUUUCGCUCAUUUUUUCCUUGUAGGGAUGCUUACUAAUAUAAUUUUUUUCUGAUUUUUUCCAUUGGAUCAAUGAGAGAAUUGAUUGACUUCUUUUGCCUAUGUAUUUAUGAUUGUGUUAAUGAAUAAGUGAAAUGACAUGGAAAUACAGACUGCUAUCAGGAAGAGGAAGUACCAAAACCUGAGUAACCCCUGGGCUGGAAAAGGCAUCCCUGAAUAAUCAAGAGCUGGUUGGAGCUAAAAUUGUUUUGAAAACGAAAUCUUCAGUUCUCUAGCAUAAAACCUCAGAGCAUCAUUCUAGUGUUGAAAAUAUAACUUCAUUCUUGACUUUGGUUGAUCACUUCUUGUGGUUUUGUCUUAGUCAUGUUUUUUGACAAUCACUUCUGAAAAAACUCUUCUGAACUACUUGGUCCUGGUUAUAAUCUUAGAAAGUAGUCUUUGAUCAUAGUCUUGUUGUAUAUUCUUUUUUAUAUUUAAAAAAUGUUUUAUUUGCACUACUGAAUAGGAAGAGUGAACUGUUUCUGUUGUUCUUUUUUUGAGGUCACUACAAGGACUUCACUCCAGAGUUACCGUUAUGAGUGUAUUCAACUCUGGUCCACAGUGGAUGGGUAAUAAUGGUUUGUCAUGUGGUUUUGUUUUGUUUUGUUUUUCUUGUCCUGCAGUGCUAUGAGCCUAACAUCUGUUAUCAUGCAAGGCAAAGUCAAAAGGAGCACUGGGCAACAGGUGUACUAGUUCAUUUUAUGAGGAUUAGAGACUAAUGGGUUGGGGACCAAAACCACCUAAAUUGGAAAUUUCUGGAUCACUAAAGGGCCAAGUGUACUCUGGAGCAGUCAUUGUUCGGUGCUUAAUUAUAACUAUUUUGCACCAGGCCCCAACACUUAGGAAGUGGGCUGUGUGAGUAUGUGGAGGGUGCCGAACUGUUGGGGGAGGGUGACUGUAGCCAUAUGAAGAUAAAAUAUGGGAGUUUCUGCAAAAUUUCCAUCUGAGGAUUUUUACAUUUGAUAUUUUUUAAAACAAUUUAAAGAGCAAAAAGAUUUUAAGUGUAUUCUAGUUGCAUUUCAGAUGGCUUUAUUUUUAUUGUGUAAAACUGUUGAACACUUAACUGUGGUGCACAAAUUCUUUCCAUGUAAGGAAUCCAUGCAUUUUACAGUAACUUCCUUGAUGAUUGGGUAAUGAGACAGUUACACAUUCACCUGCCAUUUUUUUAUUAAGUGCUUUCAUUUUCUUUAUAGUUUAUUACGAAGUUCUAUUUAUUUUAUAUAGAUGGAUUUUCAUUUUCUGCUGUAAUGUUUACUUUGGCUUGUUGACCUUUCUUUGUGUACCUGCAUGACAUGACGUACUGUGUGAUGAGAGUGAAUGUAAAGGCUGUGGCAACUGUACCUGACUUCUGUAAAGGUCUGGUCACACAUGGAUCUGGCUACGAAUGCAUUUGGGAUAAAAAUUAGUAACCAGAUCACCUUUUCAGAAAUUUAGAUGUAAACACCAAAAGAAGCAUUUUCUCAGCAAAAAUUAAUAGCUGGUUCUAUUUUUUUUUAAACGUAGAGAAAAUAAAGUUGAUUUUUUUCAAGUA
Messenger RNA from Dipodomys ordii (Ord's kangaroo rat), 5683 nucleotides. RefSeq names its product lysophosphatidylglycerol acyltransferase 1 (gene Lpgat1). The transcript has 7 exons. Lineage: Eukaryota; Metazoa; Chordata; Mammalia; Rodentia; Heteromyidae. The record is from RefSeq and is a predicted model, not a curated record. Bases 8 to 1138 code for a protein of 376 amino acids. Gene Ontology annotation, cellular component: endomembrane system. Gene Ontology annotation, molecular function: acyltransferase activity.